AUGGCUUCGCGUCUUGGAGUUUCCGUACGCGCCGCCUUGAGCGCGUCUCACGCCCCAAACGACGGACGACGGCGUGACUCCUCCUCCUCAUUUCAGAUUUUCACAGCACCAUCGACUAACCGGAGGAACCGAAAUGGGAGAACCGGAUUACGAACUCUCCGGGUUACAAGCGAAGGACCCGGACCCGAAUCGUACCUCCACAUGUGGAAAAACGCAGUCGAUCGCGAGAAGAAAGAGAAAGCGUUCGAGAAGAUAGCCGAGAAUGUAGCCGGCGGAGAGAAAGGCGAAGUGGAAUUAGAGAAGAAGAAGAGCGACGAGUUCCACAAAAUCCUGGAGGUUUCCGUCGAGGAGAGAGAUCGGAUUCAGCGAUUACAGGUCGUGGAUCGUGCUGCCGCCGCGAUCUCCGCCGCGAAAGCGAUCCUCGCCUCUAACAAUUCAGGCGACGGCAAAGAUGGGUUUUCAGAUGAAGUCAAAAGCGACGGACUUGAAGUCACAGAGAGUCAGAAAAACGCUAAGUCAGGAGGAGUGUGGAGCAGAACAGUGUACGUGCCACGGCCAGAGACGUCUGGAUCGGAGACUCCAGGGCCAGAUUUUUGGUCAUGGACACCUCCUCAAGGCAGUGAGAUGAGUUCUAAUUUGAACGGAGACUUGAAGGCUGUGGUGGAGCCUGUUGAGUUUCCGACGUUGUCGAGUCCUGUGCUGGAGAAAGAACAUUCAGCAGAGUCUCUUUCACUACCUUACGAGAGUAUGCUUUCAAGUGAAAGACACAGUUUUGUGAUCCCGCCUUUCGAGUCAUUGAUCGAGGUUGGGAAAGAGACGGAGACGAAGCCAUUGUCAUCAGCGGAGCAUGACCUUGAUGUGAUAUCUUCAGCGAAUGCGGAAGAGGCGGCUCGUGUUCUUGAUGGUUUGGAUGAGUCUUCGUCUCAUGGAGUUAGUGAGAACGGAUUGAAGUGGUGGAAGCAGACAGGUGUAGAGAAGAGGGAGAAUGGUGUGGUUUGCAGGUGGACGAUGAUACGUGGUGUCACUGCUGAUGGUGUUGUUGAGUGGCAAGACAAGUAUUGGGAAGCUUCUGAUGAGUUCGGUUUCAAGGAACUCGGUUCAGAGAAAUCAGGACGUGAUGCGGAGGGAAACGUCUGGCGUGAGUUCUGGAGAGAAGCAAUGACGCAGGAGAAUGGUGUUGUGCAUAUGGAGAAAACAGCAGACAAAUGGGGAAAGAGUGGACAAGGAGAUGAAUGGCAAGAGAAGUGGUGGGAGCAUUACGAUGCUACUGGUAAAUCAGAGAAAUGGGCUCAUAAAUGGUGCAGCCUUGACCGGAACACACCGCUUGAUGUAGGCCACGCUCAUGUCUGGCAUGAGAGGUGGGGAGAGAAGUAUGAUGGGCAAGGAGGGAGCACAAAGUAUACGGAUAAGUGGGCGGAGAGGUGGGUAGGGGAUGGUUGGGACAAGUGGGGAGACAAAUGGGACGAGAACUUUAACCAGAGCGCGCAAGGAGUGAAGCAAGGUGAGACUUGGUGGGAAGGUAAGCAUGGUGAUAGAUGGAACCGGAGCUGGGGAGAAGGACAUAAUGGUUCGGGUUGGGUUCAUAAAUAUGGCAAGAGUAGCAGUGGAGAGCAUUGGGACACGCAUGUGCCGCAAGAGACUUGGUAUGAGAGGUUUCCUCAUUUUGGCUUCUUCCAUUGUUUUGACAACUCUGUUCAGCUCCGAGCUGUGAAGAAGCCUUCUGAUAUGGCUUAG
Messenger RNA from Microthlaspi erraticum, 1734 nucleotides. The record is from the annotation of a GenBank genome assembly. Lineage: Eukaryota; Viridiplantae; Streptophyta; Magnoliopsida; Brassicales; Brassicaceae.